This is a messenger RNA of Darwinula stevensoni, 1716 nucleotides long. The record is from the annotation of a GenBank genome assembly. NCBI's taxonomy places the organism in Eukaryota, Metazoa, Arthropoda, Ostracoda, Podocopida, Darwinulidae.
AUGGUAAGCGCGCUUGAAAAGGCAAAGCGAGAGAAAAUCAAUGCUCUCCAUUCACAACUCGCCACGAAAGUAGAAAGCUACGAGGAGAGUAUCCGCAACCACCGUGCCUCCAUCUACCGCCUAAUCGUGGAACUCCCCCCCUCCUCCUCUCUCGCAUCUCCCCCUUCUCUCUCCUCAGUCGCUCUUGCUCUACCCGAAGCUCCGUCGACGACACCAGGACUGGACGCAGCGAGGAAGUGCGAACCGAAUCAGUGCACCUUGCCCUACUGCUUCUGCUCCUCUGACGGCACGAAACCGCCCAAAGACAUGGACCCCAAAGACAUGAUCGUCGUGACGUUCGACGACGCGGUGAACCUGAACAACUACGAGAAGUACCUGAGGGUGUUCCGCGGCCGGGCGAACCCGAACGGGUGCCCCACGAGGGGCACCUUCUUCGUCACCCACGAGUACUCCAACUACCACAUGAUUCAGGAUCUGUACGCGCAGGGGCACGAGAUCGCGCUGCACACUGUCACGCACAGCACGGGACUGGAGAACGAGAACUACGAGACGUGGACGAACGAGAUGAUCGGGAUGCGGGACAUCCUCCGCCGAUUCGCCAACGUCUCCGUGGAGGAUCUGCUCGGGAUGAGGGCGCCGUUCAUCAUGCCGGGGAGGAACGCGCAGUACGAGGUGCUGCGGGACUUCAAGCUCGCCUACGACUCGAGCAUCGGCGUGCCCCCGUCCCCAGUCCCCGUCUGGCCCUACACCCUGGACUAUCAGAUCCCGCACGAGUGCAAGGCGGGGACCUGCCCCACCAACUCCUUUCCAGGUCUCGGUUUCUCUUCCGUUUAUCUGCCGACGGUCGCGAACGCAGCCGAUAAAAAGGCAACGAUCAUCCGUUGCAACGCUAUUCUUCCGCAUUUCCCACGUCGACCUUCAGGUGACGAACGACUUCCGCGUGGAGGCAUCCGGAGACGACGGAAUGUCGCCCGGCUUCGGGCAGAGAGACAGGGGGAGUCCUUGGCAGAGGCACAUUCGCACGCGCCGUUUCUCUCUUUGCUCGGGGGCAUGGACAUGGGCAUGGGCAUGGGCAUCGGGAGGGUGUCGUACUGGGGAUGGUGCAGCUGUUGCCAACGAUUGCAUGUCGGAGGCCCGAUUCGGAUGGUUGCGGGCAUCUGGGAGCUGCCCUUGAACGCCCACUACGUUUCCGACUACGACGGGGGUCACUGCCCGUUCCUGGACCAGUGCGUACUGUUCAACCACGAGCCCAAAGACAUUCUCCAAUGGCUGAAGGAAGACUUCCUUCGGUACUACAACAAAAACAGGGCUCCCUACCACAUGUCCUUCCACACCAACUGGUUCCAACAGCCGAAGCUGGAGGAUGGGCUCGGGUUGUUUCUGGACUGGGCUCUCCAACAGCCUAAUGUAUACAUGGUGACAGCCACCCAAGCCCUAUUAUGGGUCACUGAGCCAGCUGAUAUAUCUCAGAUAAAAAAUUUUGAGCCAUGGGACUGCAAGAAGCUGCCAAAACGAGGAAAACCCUGCAACAACCCAGUCAAGUGUGGUCCACUUCUUUUCAAGACAGAAAACUACACUGGUUCCAGGUACAUGACGACAUGCUUCGAAUGUCCCCGUGUUUAUCCCUGGCUCACAAACUCUGCCGGAUCGGAAUAUUCCAAGGCCGACAUCUACCGACCGGAAAUCAUUCAGCAGGUUCAUGCCAAGACCAAUUAA